AUGGGUUGGCUGACCGCAGUGACCGGCUAUGCCGCGCCCGUCUUCCUGAUGAUGUCGCCCCUCCUGUCCUAUGGCGACCAGGUUGUGUCGAUGCACCGGAACUGCUCGAGCGCCGGCUUCUCUCUGGACAUUCCGCUGAUUAUGCUGGUGGCAUCCAUUCUCCGCAUUUUCUACUAUCCCGGCGCACACUUUGACGUUGCCCUUCUGAUUCAGUCGUGCAUUAUGGUAGCCGUGCAGGUGCUUCUUCUCAAGGUGGCCCUGGACCACCGGCCGGCGCCGUCAUCCAAAGGCGGCGAGGGCGCCCUGCCGUUUGCCGGCCUGGAGCCGGGCAAGCACAGCAGCAGCGGCGGUGGAAUUUUUGCGAAGCGGCCAUACAACUUUUGGCAGUGGCGGUCGCAGAAACCGUACUGGCAUUUUCUGCUGUGCAUGUUUGUCACGUGCGUCGUGUUGGAGCUCGUGCUAUCAUUGUUCCCGGCCGUCUACCCGGCCUACUCGGCGCUCAUCGGCUACGUCGGGCUGUCGGUGGAGGCGACGCUGCCGCUGCCGCAGAUCCGGGCCAACGCGCAGGCACGGUCCUGCCGCGGGUUCCGGCCGUCGGUCCUGAUCCCAUGGUCCUUCAAGCUGUGCGGCCUCUUCCAGGCCACCUGCGACGCCAUCCUGGCGCUACAGUACUUUGUGUACGGCAACGGCGCCGGCGACCUCGUCAGCAUCCAGCUCAAGGACCGCGACCGGGACGACUGGCCGGCCUCGGCCGCGACUACACCCGUCACGGAUAAGGUGUUCUGA
Messenger RNA from Grosmannia clavigera kw1407, 786 nucleotides. Its product is annotated as pq loop repeat protein. The record is from RefSeq and is a predicted model, not a curated record. Lineage: Eukaryota; Fungi; Ascomycota; Sordariomycetes; Ophiostomatales; Ophiostomataceae. The coding region runs from base 1 to 786 and encodes 261 amino acids. Gene Ontology annotation, cellular component: trans-Golgi network; endosome. Gene Ontology annotation, biological process: retrograde transport, endosome to Golgi; phospholipid translocation. The transcript has 4 exons.